This is a messenger RNA of Telopea speciosissima, 1149 nucleotides long. RefSeq names its product dolichyl-phosphate beta-glucosyltransferase. Gene Ontology annotation, cellular component: endoplasmic reticulum membrane. The record is from RefSeq and is a predicted model, not a curated record. Bases 48 to 1061 code for a protein of 337 amino acids. The transcript is spliced from 10 exons. Lineage: Eukaryota; Viridiplantae; Streptophyta; Magnoliopsida; Proteales; Proteaceae.
UCAGAGUUAAGAGAGACCUGAGAGGGAAUUAGCGUACAGUGUCGAACAUGAGUUGGGUAUGGACAAUCGCGGAACUCUUUGUUCUGUUAGCUCUGCUUCUGAUCUUAGGGGUUGGAUCAGCGAUUUUCCUUGAGGCAUUUAGGAGAAAAUGCAACCACGAUCAAGAUCAAGGCGAUGCUCAAGCGGUCUUCGAGGAUCCAAAUUCGUUGAAACGGGUUCCAUGCCCCUGGAUCUUUGAUCCUGCAGAGAAGUACAUAUCUUUGAUAAUACCUGCAUUUAAUGAAGAACACAGGCUUCCUGGAGCUCUCGACGAGACCAUGAGUUAUCUCCAACAACGUGCGGCGAAAGACAAGUCUUUUUCUUAUGAGGUGGUAAUAGUUGAUGAUGGGAGUGGUGAUGGGACAAACAGAGUAGCUUUUGACUUUGUUAAGAGAUACACAAUAGAUAAUGUUAGGGUUAUUCUUCUUGGAAGAAACCAUGGCAAGGGAGAAGCUAUCAGAAAAGGAAUGCUGCAUUCACGUGGUGAACUACUCCUAAUGCUUGAUGCUGAUGGGGCAACUAAGGUUAAUGACCUAGAAAAACUUGAAAAUCAGAUACGUGCAGUGGCUAGAAAGGAACUCCAGUUGGGGGAUGCACCAUCUAGUGAUUUGAGUGCAAGAGUUUCUGAUAUACCAAUUGCUGCAUUUGGUUCUCGUGCUCAUCUUGAGGAGAAGGCACUGGCUACACGGAAGUGGUACAGGAAUUUCCUUAUGAAGGGUUUCCAUAUUGUGGUUCUCUUGACUGCUGGUCCAGGAAUUCGAGAUACACAGUGUGGCUUUAAGAUGUUCACUAGAGCUGCUGCUCGGAAACUAUUCACAAACAUUCAUUUGAAAAGGUGGUGUUUUGAUGUUGAAUUGGUCUACUUAUGCAAACACUUUUGCAUCCCUAUCAUUGAAAUAUCCGUUAACUGGUCCGAAAUUCCUGGUUCCAAAGUGAAUCCGUUAAGUAUACCCAACAUGCUUUGGGAGCUUGGCCUCAUGUCUGUGGGAUAUAGGACCGGCAUGUGGAAAAUUAGUACCUAAUAUGGUCCAGUUUUGUGGCAAAUCGCAAGUUAGGAGAUGGUUCACUUUCUUAGUAGGAAAAAUCAGUAAAAAGUGAGGAAAGCAGAGG